This is a messenger RNA of Archocentrus centrarchus (flier cichlid), 1902 nucleotides long. RefSeq names its product homeobox protein OTX1 B. Gene Ontology annotation, cellular component: nucleus. Gene Ontology annotation, biological process: regulation of transcription by RNA polymerase II; multicellular organism development. The record is from RefSeq and is a predicted model, not a curated record. The transcript has 4 exons. Gene Ontology annotation, molecular function: DNA-binding transcription factor activity, RNA polymerase II-specific; RNA polymerase II cis-regulatory region sequence-specific DNA binding. Bases 299 to 1348 code for a protein of 349 amino acids. NCBI's taxonomy places the organism in Eukaryota, Metazoa, Chordata, Actinopteri, Cichliformes, Cichlidae.
CCUAGCGAUCCCGGAAGAGUCAAAUAAGGCGUAUUUUUUAUUUUUCCGCACAUCCGUGUUUGCUCUAUAGCUGGAAACAGAGUGAGUUGCACGUGGAGUUGAACCUGCUUUCCCUCUGCUGAAUAACACAACAAACUUUCCUUCAUGAGGAUAUUUUUCUGGAACUUUGGAUCUCAUUGGUUUGACAUUUAAGAGGAAUUUUAAAUUAAGGAGCCCGAAGAAGCCAGAGCCGAUCACCGGGAGAUCUACACCUCCUCCGUCCGUCCAGACUCCGGUCUGCCCCCCCUGUGCUUCUAGCAUGAUGUCUUAUCUCAAACAGGCCCCGUACGGCAUGAACGGACUGGGCCUGAGCGGAGCUGCCAUGGAUCUGCUGCACCCGUCUGUGGGAUAUCCCGCAAACCCGCGGAAGCAGCGCCGGGAGCGAACAACCUUCACCCGGACUCAGCUCGACAUUCUGGAGUCGCUAUUCGCCAAGACGCGCUACCCGGACAUCUUCAUGAGGGAGGAGGUGGCGCUGAAAAUCAACCUGCCGGAAUCCAGAGUGCAGGUCUGGUUUAAGAACAGACGAGCAAAGUGUCGGCAGCAGCAGCAGCAGCAGAGCAGCAACAGCACCAAGGUGAAACCAGUGAAGAAGAAGUCAUCUCCAACCAGAGAGAGCACCAGUUCAGAGAGCAGUGGGCAGUUCACUCCGCCAGUAGUGUCCAGCUCCUCCUCCACCACCUCUUCCUCUUCAUCCACCUCCUCUACCUCCUCUGUCUCCUCUGGUCUCAGUGGACCUGGUCUGAUUAGCACUUCUACCUCCAUCACUGCUCCAGUGUCAUCCAUCUGGAGUCCAGCGCCUAUCUCACCAGCACUGGCACCAGCUCCUCUGCCUGACCCUGCCGCCCCUACCAGCGCUUCCUGCAUGCAGCGCUCUGUGUCAUCAUCUGCCACGGGGGGAACGCCGUCUUAUCCGGUUUCCUACAGCCAGACGGCAGCAGCGUACAGCCAGGGUUACCCGGCUUCAGCAUCGGGAUCCUACUUUGGUGGUGUGGAGUGUGGCUCGUACCUGGCACCCAUGCAUUCCCACCACCACCCACACCACCCUCACCAGCUCAGCCCAAUGACCGGCAGCUCCAUGUCAGGACACCCGCACCACCACAUUAGCCAGACAGCAGGACAUCACCAUCAUCACCACCACCCACCGCACCACCACCAAGCGUACAGCGCACCCGGCCUCACCUUCAACUCCACAGACUGUCUGGAUUACAAAGAGCAGACGGCAGCUUCAGCCUGGAAACUGAACUUCAACUCCUCCGACUGUUUAGACUACAAAGACCAGGCCUCAUGGCGUUUCCAGGUGCUGUGACUUCCUGCAUUUCUCUUCUUCUGUGCUUUUAAAGAAGCAUUCCUUUUGUUGUUGGUGGUUUAUUUCUGAAGAUCCUUUAAAGUAAAAGUAGAGACAUUAAAAAAAAAAAAAAAAAGAGUUUAUUUGUGAACCAACUGAAAUGAUGCGCAGAUACGUGACACCAGGCCUCAACGUGGACUGUGUGGUUUUCAGUGGAGUGACUCAUCCGGGAUUAUUUUUCUACUCCAAGAUUCAAGACAAACUGACCCAUGUAAAACUUUUGAAGGCCUUUAUUAAUAAAACUUCAAUGGAACUUUGACUAUUCUUUCUUCAAAAGAAAUAAAAGCAUCAGCUCUGAGAUUCAUUCACAUCAGACUCUUGAGUUUGCGUUUCUAAAAUCUGAACCAGGAUGCUGCUAUAAUUUUACACCUUGAAUCCUGUUCAGAAACUGUGCGUGUUGUAUUUUGGAGACUGAAUUGCAGCACUUGUUUGUGAGGUGACAGAUUCUGCUAUUUGUACUUUGCAGAGAAAAAUGUGAAUUAGACACGAGAUGUUGGUAUUCCACUGAAAUUUGA